AUGGCUGCUAGUCCAGGCUCAGAUAACAAUUGCAAUAUCUACAUGCCACCGCUAGGGUGCUCUGUGGCGUCCUCGAAUGACUUCAGUGAUUACCAAUGGUUUACAGACUUUGGAAGUUAUCGCGACGGAGUGACCACACAUCAAAGCAUCCUUUCGGCACUAUCCGCGUCGUACAAUGGAAUCGGCGAGCUGUCGUACUACGAAAAGAUGGCCAAGGACAUCGACGCCAAUCUGGCUGAAAUGGACAUGGAAAGCUUUCGCACGGAAGACAUACAUUCCGUGUUGACGGCCAUCCCUUCGCAGCUACGGUUAGACGAUGCGGAGCGCAAGACGCGUAACAACAACCGCAUCUUCUCGUCGAUCACAGGUUGUACGGCGACCGGAAUGGUACCGGCCGAUAUGAUGGACAAUUCAUUCUGCAAAUCAGAGCUACUCUUCUCUCCAGUCAAGGAAUCGCAUAUAAGUGUUGAUUCACUUGACAUGGAUGGAUAUCCCGAUGAAGAGGACAUCAUACUGACGUGCCAGGCGAAUAAAGAUAACUAUACUAUAGCGUUUGAGCAGAGUAUUCUUUACUCUGAAGAAAGCUAUUAUGAUGGACCCGAGAACUACGGAAAAUACAAGCGUAUGAAUUUGUUGAAUAAUCUACAAAAUCGUACCACGUUCAUCAAGCAAAAAGAUUCCAUGUCACGUUCAGAAGUGAACUAUACAUCGUGGAACAAAGUGAAGAAAAAUGGAACAAAUCACAGAGCACCAAUUGCAGUUAAUCCGCUCAUAACACAUAUAUCUCGUCACAAUCGAACAUGCUUCGUUCGAAAGAGCUUCAGCAUGCCAAAUCUACAGUCCGACCAACCAAACUCGGCUCAAUCACAGCUUCCUUCAGGCGACCAGCAUCCGCUCAACGUAUCUCAAGCCGGGACGGAUCAUAAUGCAGGGGAGUCGUUCGACCGACCGAUGCGUACGCUACUUCCAAUGUACACCCUUCCGACGGAUUCAGAGAAUGAAAGCAGCACUAACGGGAAUGGAGUUGACGAGGACAACCAAAUAGAGCUCAAUGGCGUGCACCAAGAGUCGUUGCAAACACAACAACCGCAAAAGUCACAUCAACAAUCGCAGCCGCAUCCUCAGCAGCACACCUUACAACAACCGUCGUUCAAUUUGGUGAAGCUAUUCAUCAAACAGAAAAGCAGUUCAACGGACACGUGCAUGGAUGUGUCUUCCGGGUGCUGGCCGAGUGACAGCACCAACAGCGGGGGCUCAGGCGAUCAACAAAUGCAUCACCUAGGUACCGGAAUGUCGGCGGUGCCAUCGCUGCGAUCUCGCAAGAAAAGUAUGCACGAUUCGGGCAAAUGCUCCACCACAGUCGGUGGGAGCAUUGGAGAAAGGCACGGCGAAGAGGACGAGUUUCAGCUCGACAGUUUGGAUGCACAAAUUAACAAUAGCCACGUACAUGGUAACAAUAAUAACGGCAGCCAUAGCGACGUCGCUGAAGAGGAUCAAAACGGAGACGAGGUACCACAACCGUCUCCGCGUAGAGCUACCGGAAUGGAUGAUACAGGGGUGACAGCAGCAAAUACAAAGUUGAAUGAUUUCAACCGACAGAUACAUUGCUCCCCGAAGCGGCAAUAUAAGGGCUUCAACAUAAACAUCGGGGCUGGUAGAAAUCAAGGAAUGAAAAAUCCGGCUGUACACGGACUGAUGCACCACCACAACGUGAGCAGCAUUGGGUCGGCCAGUCCGCUUAACAGCAGCAGCAGUAUUAACAACACUAGUCACAACGUAAACAACAACAAUAGCUAUAAGGAUACUAACAGCGAUACGAGUCGCACGUCAGAAAACCUCACGCAGAUAUUCAAUCAUAGUGGCAAUAAUAAUACUACCGUCUCCAUGAGUUCCAAGACAAAAAUCCCGAUCGACAUGAUUACAAAAUCAAUGCAAACGUCGCUCAUAGGAGCGCCACCAGCAUCCGGGGGAACUGGAACUCGUGAAAAAGUUCGCGUAAUACCGCCCUCGUUCUUGGACCGAUUGAACGAGCUGGGGGAUAAGCAGAAGGCGCCCGUCUUCGUGGUUUAUCCUAAUUAUGCACUUCCGGAUUUAGGCUUCCUGAAGACGCAAAACGAGGUCGUGAUAUCGCCACUCUCGUUCAAGGAAACGUUAACGGGCGUGGGACAAUCGUUGAAGAAACCGCGACCCGUUUCGAUGAACGACAUUGAAACCAUUCGGCAGCGCGAGUACAAGCACGUGAUGGAUUGGAAGUCGCUUGUGUUCCUUCUACCGAGCGAUUACCGCAAGCUGCUUCGACACAUCCCGGAAGUUAGCGAGCUGAGCCUUUCGACCGAAAAACAGCCUAUGUUUUGUAUGACACCGCCGCUGCGACGCGGUGUUGCGCGUGGUGUUAGCUGCGAUUGUACGAAUUUGCUGAAUCAGAACACGCAAACCUACAAUAGCUCCAGCUCUGGUGGAAGCUCCAGCGCUGCUCCAAGCUCUGGAUACAGAGGAUCUUCGACCAUGCUCACGACAGACUCCGAAAUGGACGUUAUUCUCGGGCCUUCGAACGGCAGCAACAACAAUCUGUACGUAUAUCAGUACGACAGUCCGGCUGAGGUGUUGGCAUCUUCGGAGAGGCCUCCCUCCGGACGUACGGCAGGCGUUCCCAAGGGUAUUCUUCGACGACCACAGGGUACAGGUCGUGGGACGAACAAUGCAACCGGUGUUGCUAGCAAUGCAGCCAGCAUGAAAGCAAAACGGAGUAGCAUGUUCGAGGAGCAACAGCUGUCUCACUACCCCCAGGGGUCAAGAGAGAAGCGACGAUCUUUGCAAGAGCAUCACUCCUACAAUUUUUACGAAGACGCUGAAGAAGGAGACGAAGAAUGCGGCGGUGAGCCUAAGCUUCACAACUCACCCAACAUGACACCUCAUCCUCGGUUGGCCAACACUCCUAAACUCCCAUCAGCGGAUCACUAUCACAAACUCAACAAACUUGUGGAAUUAAGCGAACGAGAUCUGGCGUCAGUUGGCGGUGGAGGGCGUCCCAUUGAACAACAAUACAUCGAGGACGAUUUGGAAGCACGUGUCCGGGCGGAACAAUUUUUGUCGCACGUGCCGAAAUCGGAGCUGAAGCAUUACGCUGAAAUCGCACACAUUCUAGAGUCAACGGAAAUGUUGGAGUCAACGGAACCGCCCUAUGAUCGCAUGAGGCUUCGGAACGAAGUCAGUCGAUUGUUGUCGCAAAGAAGAAACGUAUCGUUCACGAAACAGCAAACAGCACCAACCAGUAACGGUGGCACCAAUACGACACCAGUGCGGCAACCGGGAACCUCAGCAACGGCUCUUCUGCGACCAACAGAGAUCAAAUUUUCCACACCACCCAACUCGCCAAACAUGUCGGUAACGCUAGCGAAAACAGGCCACCCAAGUUCGACUACGAAAGUAGCAGAGCGAAAACCGCCCGUAGUUCACCGAGCUCCGUCGUCGUUGGCCGGGUCACCUGCGUCCGGUACUGAAAAGGAAAAGCAAGAUAAAAUCCAAACGAAUCGGUUUAAGCGGUUACAAAUCCAAUGGGAGCUGUUGAGCAAGGAAGCGAAACCAUCUUCCGAUGGACAGCGAAAGGAGAUCCGCAGCGGUGGCACUACGCCAACCGGUGGAAAUAGUGCUUCCAAAUCGCGAAUUCCACGCCCCGUUAGCUAUCCCACUACCAGAACCAACUCUGACCCCGUUGUAAGCAAGACUUUGAAAUCACCUAGUCGUAUUCUUGCACCAAGAAAGUAUGGAGCUGCGGUACAAUCCCCAGCUACAACGCCACCCACUCCGGCUCCACGGACUCCGAGCAAAAUGUUUAGCAACACAACUCCCAAGAAAGUGGCCUCAGUUCCUUCUCGCCCCGCAACACGCACACGGUGAAGAGAAUGAUGUGCUGCAUAAUAAUGAUAUGUCCUAAACUAACCGCUUAUGACUUUUUCCCUUUUUUCCUUUUUCUUAUGUUCACUCACC
Messenger RNA from Anopheles nili, 3987 nucleotides. RefSeq lists its product as uncharacterized. The record is from RefSeq and is a predicted model, not a curated record. The coding region runs from base 1 to 3897 and encodes 1298 amino acids. Lineage: Eukaryota; Metazoa; Arthropoda; Insecta; Diptera; Culicidae. The transcript is spliced from 6 exons.